AAUUUGGAGGGAGGGUUUUAGAAGGAAUCAGUGUCGGCCGGCUUGUUGCCAAAACUAAGCUGGCUUGGCCGCCGCACCUUGCUUUCACUCUCUGCCUCACAAAUGUGUGUGUGUGUGUAUACAUACAUACAUACAUAGGAAUCGAAACCCACUUCUCUCACUGCUGCAUUUAUUGGACCCCAUGUUCUUCCAUUCUUUUGUCUUUUAAGUUGUUCCAAUUUGUUUAUCGGGCUGCUCGAUCGAUAUUCCGAACUGGGUUCGAUUCAGAUUCCACCCACAAAAAGAAGCUUUUCUUCUCUUCCUAUUGUCAGCUACUCCAGCGGCCCCAUGUGAGCAACACUAGACUUGGAUUUAUGAGUUGAGAACCAAACCUUUUUGGUUUAUUCAUUUGACGCAUCCCAGUUUGCUCCUCUUCUCUGAAUAAGCAGAGAUUUAACAUAUAUACUUGCCAGUUUUAUUCAUUGAGAAUGCAGAAUUAUCUCUGUUUUUUCAUAUGCAAGAUUGCCAUCUGUAUGUGAUUGUUGGGCACAUAAUGGGCAGUGGGAGAUUUGCCCAAUGGCUGGCCAUUUUAGUUUGUACACUGAUCUUGCUGAAAGCAGAGGGAUUUUACGUUGGAAUAACUUAUGUUCAGAGUGCUGUUGCAAAGGGAGCAGUUUGUUUGGAUGGGAGCCCACCGGCUUACCAUUUUGACAAGGGAUUUGGGUUAGGAGCUAACAAUUGGUUGGUUCAUGUUGAGGGAGGAGGUUGGUGUAACAAUGUCACAACAUGCCUUGCCCGAAAGAAUACUCGUUUAGGUUCAUCUAAGCGAAUGGCAAAGCAGCUCCCUUUCUCUGGGAUACUAAGCAACCAGCAAAAGUAUAAUCCAGACUUCUACAAUUGGAACAGGAUCAAGAUUAGGUACUGUGAUGGAGCAUCAUUUACAGGCGAUGUCCAGGCAGUUCAUCCUGCUACUAAGCUUCACUUUAGAGGUGCAAGGAUUUUUGUUGCAGUUAUUGGGGAUCUAUUAGCAAAAGGAAUGAAGAAUGCUAGAAAUGCGAUCCUGUCAGGCUGUUCGGCUGGUGGGCUGACUUCCAUAUUGCAUUGUGAUAGAUUCCGGACUCUCCUCCCCAUCACUGCUAAAGUAAAAUGCCUUUCGGAUGCUGGUUAUUUUAUCAAUACGAAAGAUGUUUCUGGAGCCCACCACAUUGAAACCUUCUACCAUCAAAUAGUUUCCACACAUGGAUCGGCCAGAAAUUUGCCCAGAUCCUGCUCCUCAAAAAUGAGACCUGAUCUGUGUUUUUUUCCUCAAAACAUAGUGCAGAACAUGCAAACUCCACUUUUUAUAGUAAAUGCAGCUUAUGAUUCAUGGCAGAUAAAAAACAUCUUGGCACCGGGUGUUGCUGAUCCCCAUGGCUUAUGGGAUGACUGCAAGCUCGACAUAACCAAGUGCUCAACUAGUCAACUCAAGAUCAUGCAAGAUUUCAGGUUGAAAUUUUUGGCAGCACUGUCUAGACUGCACAAUUCUGCAUCUAGAGGACUCUUUAUCAACUCUUGCUAUGCCCACUGCCAAACUGAGAUGCAGGAGACUUGGCUGAUGCCUGGCUCUCCAUUACUGGGUGGAAAGGCAAUUGCAAAAGCAGUUGGUGACUGGUAUUACAACAGAACCCUAAUGGAUUGGGCUUUUGUUCAUAAAAUUUGGGAGAAGUGGGCAUCUAACCAUGUUGAUUCUUCCGGUCAACCUCUGAAGGCUGCUUUGCUGAUUAACUAUGAUCCGACUGGACCCUCUCGUUUGUUGUCUACAAUUGCAGAACAAGAAGGAAUAAAAGCAAAUCCUAUUGAACUAAGGCAAUUUGUUGAUUUUGUCAAACGAAACAAGCUCCAGUCUGAGAGUUUUUGUAUUGGGUUAAACCAAUACAUUGUCACGUCAAUUCAUGAGAAUUGGUUUUGUGCAAGGUGCAUUAACUCGACAAAACCUUCUGGCGAAGGUGCUAUUGUGAUUGAGACAGCAGCAUUUCUAUUGGUUGCGCUGUAUGAAGGCUCUAUUGGCUCGGCAUCUCAUGCUAUGGUGGUGGUCGAUCAGAUUGUAUGGCAGUUAGGCCAAAGAAACCUUUGACUUCUGACGCGGCUUGUGCAAUGGUGAUCCGUCAGAAUUUGACUACUCGGGUGGAAAUCAACUUUAAUCAGAAUUUCUAAACUGGACUAGCUUGCUCGAAUAGCAUAGCCCAUUGUAGCUUCAGAACUUGAGAUGACUGCCUGGUUGAAAGAGGAUUUCAGUCAACUUUUGGCCCAGAUUUUAGCAGAUAUCGUGGGUUAAACUCCCCGGUUCGCAGCCAUUAGGAAAUUUACUGAUUUCAAGCCUCUAGCUAGUUCCCCUGCAAAUUCAUCCACAGCUUUCUAUUACUGCCUCCUUGAUGUUUUGCUGUGAUCAAGUGUUGUAUGUGAUCUUGCUGCCUGCAUCUUGUUCAAGCUGGGAAGAGCUUUAACUCUACUUUUACUUUGGUUUGGGCUCUUCUUGUUACUCUUCAUAUUGGGAUUCUUGUUCAUCGUAA
Diospyros lotus (date-plum) is the source of this 2528-nucleotide messenger RNA. Its product is annotated as pectin acetylesterase 8-like. The record is from RefSeq and is a predicted model, not a curated record. Gene Ontology annotation, molecular function: actin binding; pectin acetylesterase activity. The transcript is spliced from 19 exons. Gene Ontology annotation, cellular component: plant-type cell wall. Lineage: Eukaryota; Viridiplantae; Streptophyta; Magnoliopsida; Ericales; Ebenaceae. The coding region runs from base 494 to 2092 and encodes 532 amino acids. Gene Ontology annotation, biological process: cell wall organization.